AUGGAUGACUGCGUGGUAUACAGCAAAACCUUUGAAGACCAUGUGUCCGACCUGCAAGAGGUUUUCACCCGGUUCGCUGAAACCAACCUGAAGUUCAAACCCAAGAAGUGCUUCUUCUGCGGUGCCGUUACUUACCUAGGCCAUAUCGUUAGCGACCAAGGUAUAUCCCCUGAUCCGGAGAAGAUGGCAGCAGUCUCAAAGUUCCCGACUCCGCGAAACCUGACCGAGCUUCAGUCGUUCUUAGGACUGACUUCAUACUUUCAAAAGUUCAUCCCCAAUCACAACUGUACUAGCAGUCUCCUGCCAGACUCUUCAGGUGGACCGGUCAAUAUAUCUGCAGAGCAGCAAAACGACGGAUUUCGCAAGCAAAUUACGGAUAUUCUGGAGAUGAGAUCGGGAACCAAAAAGCAGCAAAAGAGGAUAGGAAAUCGCUUCGUUAUCUUCGACGGGGUACUGUACAAGAAGGAGUGCAAGGUCACGCAACAACGUUUCCUUCUGUGCCUGCCCGAAACGCAACAGCUCAGGGUUCUCGAGGAGUACCACGCACGAAAGUUUGGUGGCCACAUGGGUAUACGCAGAACAUUCGAAAGAAUUCACGAACGGUACUUUUGGCCGAAUAUGUACCGCCACGUCAAACGCUAUGUCAAGGGAUGUGACCCCUGUCAGCGGAUGAAGUCCGCGAGAGCUCCCUAUGGGUUGUUACAGCCGGUGCAAGCUGAAGCAACGUUUCACACGGUGGGUAUCGACAUCAUCGGACCGUUCCCUUCUUCACGGAGAUACAAGUAUGUGAUCGUAGCUAUCGACUACCUCACAAAGUACGUCGAGGCUAAGCCUGUUACCAACAUAGAAGCCUCAACGAUUCAGGCUUUCAUUGAGUCCAGGCUCAUCCUCAAGCACGGGUGUCCUUCGUCCAUUAUCACGGACCGCGGCACACAGAUGAUGGCGAAGUCGUCGGAGAAGUACCUCGAGCACGGAGGCAUCCACCACUCCGCAACUACAGCAUAUCAUCCUGCUGCGAAUGGACUUGUGGAAAGAGCCAACACUUUUGACAGCUACCGGGGAAAAGUGGCCGGACGUUCGCGAAAACCUUGCAAAAGCGCGUCAGCUUGCAGGGAGCACAUAAAACUAGCGCAAGAAAAACAGAAGCGCCUUUUCGACAAACGUCGGAUCGACAUAUCUUUUGAGAAAGAUCAACUCGUGCUACUCAAGACACCGCCA
This is a messenger RNA of Ornithodoros turicata, 1218 nucleotides long. RefSeq lists its product as uncharacterized. The transcript has 3 exons. The annotation marks the transcript as partial. Gene Ontology annotation, biological process: DNA integration. NCBI's taxonomy places the organism in Eukaryota, Metazoa, Arthropoda, Arachnida, Ixodida, Argasidae. The record is from RefSeq and is a predicted model, not a curated record. Gene Ontology annotation, molecular function: nucleic acid binding.